UGCGACGUUGCCCCACCCCGGGGGCGUGGCCGCUCUAUGCCCCGCCCUAUACUCGCAGGUUGUUCCGGCGCGCCUCCAAACUGGGUAGAGACUGGGAGAAACUGUUGUCCACCCGACCGGAAGUGGCCAGCAUAGAGCCCCUGGGCCCCGAUGAACGUCAGUGCUCCCAGAAAGCUGUGGUGCAGGCCCGGCUCACACAGCCUGCUCGGCUCACCAGCAUCAUCUUUGCCGAGGACAUCACCACGGGCCAGGUACUGCGCUGCGAUGCUAUUGUUGAUCUCAUACACGGCAUUCAGAUUGUGUCCACCACCCGUGAGCUCUACCUCGAAGAUUCCCCUCUGGAGCUGAAGAUUCAGGCCCUGGACUCGGAAGGGAACACCUUCAGCACCCUGGCGGGACUGGUGUUUGACUGGACGAUUGUGAAAGAUGCGGAGGCAGAUGGGUUCUCAGACUCCCACAAUGCACUGCGAAUCCUCACCUUCCUGGAGUCUACAUACAUCCCUCCUUCUUACAUCUCAGAGAUGGAGAAGGCAGCCAAGCAGGGGGACACUGUCCUGGUGUCUGGGAUGAAGACCGGGAGCUCCAAGCUCAAGGCCCGCAUCCAGGAGGCCGUCUACAAGAGCGUGCGCCCUGCCGAGGUCAGGCUGCUGAUUCUGGAAAACAUCCUCCUGAACCCAGCACACGACGUCUACCUGCUGGCGGGGACCUCCAUUUACUACAAGGUGCAGAAGGUCAGGCAGGGGAAGAUUACAGAACUCUCGAUGCCUUCUGAUCAGUAUGAGCUGCAGCUUCAGAACAGCAUCCCUGGCCCGCAAGGAGACCCUGCCCAGCCUGUGGCGGUCCUGGCCCAGGACACAUCGAGGGUGACCGCCUUGCAACUGGGACAGAGCAACCUCGUCCUCAGCCACCGGAGUAUCCGCAUGCAGGGUGCUUCUAGGUUACCGAACAGCACCAUCUACGUGGUUGAGCCUGGGUACCUGGGGUUCACAGUCCACCCUGGUGACAGGUGGGUGCUCGAGACUGGCCGCCUGUACGUGAUCACCAUCGAAGUGUUUGACAAGUCCAGCAACAAGGUCCACCUGUCCGACAACAUCCGGAUUGAGGCCGAGCUUCCUGCUGAGUUCUUUGAGGUUCUCUCCUCAUCCCAAAACGGGUCUCACCAUCACGUCAGGGUGAUACAGAGGGGCCAGACGACCAUCCGUGCAGCCCUCACCUCUGUGGUGGACCAGGAUGGUGGGGUCCAUGUGCUACAGGUGCCUGUGUGGAACCAGCAGGAGGUGGACAUUCACAUUCCCAUCACCCUCUACCCCAGCAUCUUGACGUUUCCUUGGCAACCAAAGACGGGCGCCUAUCAGUACACAAUCAAGGCUGAUGGGGGCAGUGGGAACUUCACCUGGUCCUCCUCAAGCUCCAUGGUGGCCACCGUCACCGUCAAGGGUGUGAUGACCACGGGCAGUGACAUCGGACUCAGUGUGAUCCAGGCUCAUGACGUCCAGAACCCACUACAUUUCGGCGAGAUGAAGGUAUACGUGAUCGAGCCCAGCAGCAUGGAGUUCGCCCCGUGCCAGGUGGAGGCUCGAGUGGGCCAGGCCCUGGAGCUGCCCCUGAGGAUCAGCGGCCUCAUGCCUGGAGGGACAAGUGAGGUGGUCACCCUGAGCGACUGCUCCCACUUCGACUUGGCAGUGGAGGUGCAGAACCAGGGUGUGUUCCAGCCGCUCCCAGGGCGGCUGCCACCCGGGUCUGGGCACUGUAGCGGUGUGAAGGUGAGAGCCGAGGCCCAGGGAUCUACCACGCUCCUCGUGAGCUACACGCAUGGCCACAUCCACCUGAGUGCCAGGAUCACCAUCGCUGCCUACCUGCCCCUCAAGGCUGUGGAUCCUUCCCCUGUUGCCGUAGUAACCCUGGGCUCCUCUAAAGAGAUGCUGUUGGAAGGAGGUCCCCGACCCUGGGUCCUUGAGCCUUCCAAGUUUUUCCGCAAUGUCACCUCUGAGGACAUGGACAGCAUCGGCAUGGUUCUCCUGGAACCCCCUGCCUCCCGGAAUUACCAGCAGCAUCGGAUCCUUGUGACCUGCCAGGCCUUCGGCGAGCAGGUCAUCGCCCUCUCAGUGGGGAACAAGCCCAGCGUCACCAACCCCUUUCCUGCGGUGGAGCCCACUGUGGUGAAGUUCAUCUGUGCCCCACCGUCAAGGCUCACCCUCACACCCAUCUAUACCAGCCCCCAGCUGGACCUGUCCUGCCCGCUGCUGCAGCAGAACAAGCAGGUGGUUCCGGUCUCCAGCCACCGCAACCCCCUGCUGGACCUGGCUGCCUAUGACCAUCAGGGCCGGCAGUUUGACAACUUCAGCUCUCUGAGUAUCCAGUGGGAGUCUGCUCGACCAUCGCUGGCCAGCAUCGAGCAGGACCUGCCACUGCAGCUGGUGUUCCAGGACGAUGGGAGCGGUCAGAAGAAGUUACAUGGUUUGCAGGCGAUUUCAGUACACAAGGCAUCGGGAGUGACGGCCAUCUCUGCCAUGGCAACUGGCUACCAGCAGCCCCACCUCAUCGCGGCCAGAGCAGAGCAACCGCGUGACCCCUUUCUGCUUGUGUCGGCCUCCAUCGACCUCAUUCUGGUGGAGGAUGUGUGGGUGAGCCCAGGGGAGGUGACCAUCUACAACCAUCCUGGCAUCCAGGCAGAACUCCACGUCAGGGAAGGCUCUGGCUACUUCUUCCUCAACACCAGCGCCACAGACAUCGUCAGCGUGGCCUACCAGGAGGCCAGGGGCGUCACCACGGUGCACCCUUUGCUCCCGGGCUCCACGACCAUCAUGAUCCACGACCUGUGCCUGGCCUUCUCGUCCCCGGCAAAGGCUGUCGUUCACGUCUCAGACAUUCAGGAACUGUACGUCCGAGUGGUGGACAAGGUGGAGAUUGGGAAGACAGUCAAGGCCCACGUCCGCGUGCUGGACUCUUACAAGAAACCUUUCCUGGCCAAGUACUUUGCCUUCAUGGACUUGAAGCUCCGGGCAGCCUCCCAGAUUGUCACAUUAGUGGCCCUGGACGAAGCCCUCGACGACUACACGGCCGCAUUCCUUGUGCAUGGCAUGGCCAUUGGCCAGACCAGUCUGACUGCCAGUGUGACUGAUAAAGCUGGACAGAGGAUCACCUCAGCCCCACAGCAGAUCGAGGUGUUCCCCCCAUUCAGGUUGAUGCCCAGGAAGGUGACGCUGAUUAUUGGGGCUGUGAUGCAGAUCUCCUCGGAGGGCGGCCCGCAGCCCCAGUCCAACAUCCUCUUCUCCAUCAGCAAUGAGAGCAUCGCCGUCGUGGGUGGCACGGGGCUGGUGCAAGGGCUCUCCGUUGGCAACGGUACCGUGUCAGGAGUCGUGCAGGCAGUGGAUGCAGAGACCGGCAAGGUCAUCGUCAUCUCCCAGGACCUCGUGGAGGUGGAGGUGCUGCAGCUCCAGGCAGUGAGGAUCCGGGCCCCCAUCACACGCAUGCGGACAGGCACCCAGAUGCCUGUCUAUGUCACGGGGAUCACCAACAGCCAGAGCCCGUUCUCUUUUGGAAAUGCUGUACCAGGCCUGACCUUCCACUGGUCUGUCACCAAGCGGGACAUCCUGGACCUCCGAGGGCGCUACCACGAGGCAUCCAUCCGGCUCCCGUCGCAGUACAACUUUGCCAUGGCAGUGCAUGCCCGGGUGAAAGGCCGGACUGGGCUUCGGGUGGUGGUCAAAGCUCAGGAGCCCCGAGCUGGACAGCUGCACAGCCUCGCCAGAGAGCUGUCGGAUGAGAUCCAAAUCCAGGUGUUUGAAAAGCUGCGGCUGCUGAACCCUGAAAUAGAAGCAGAACAAAUAUUAAUGUCUCCCAACUCAUUUAUAAAGCUUCAGACAAACAGGGACAGUGCCGCUGCGCUGAGCUACCUUGUCCUUGAUGGGCCCGAGGGGGUCCCCGUGGUGCACGUUGACGAGCGGGGCUUCCUGGUGUCUGGCUCUGUGGUCGGGACGUCCACUGUCGAAGUGACCGCCCAGGAGCCUUUUGGGGCCAACCAAACCGUCAUCAUUGCUGUGAAGGUGUCUCCAGUUUCUUACCUGAGAAUCUCCAUGAGCCCCGUCCUGCACACCCACAACAAGGAGGCCCUAAAGGCCUUGCCAGUGGGGAUGACCGUGACCUUCACCGCCCACUUCCACGACAACUUUGGAGACAUCUUCCAUGCUCACAAUUCCAUUCUCAACUUUGCCACUAACAGAGACGACUUUGUGCAGAUCGGCAAGGGCGCCACCAAUAACACCUGCGCGGUCCGCACGGUCAGCACGGGCCUGACGCUGCUCCGCGUGUGGGACACCGAGCACCCAGGCCUCUCCGACUACGUCCCGCUGCCUGUCCUGCAGGCCAUCUCCCCGGAGCUGUCUGGAACGGUGGUGGUAGGGGACGUCCUCUGCCUGGCCACUGUUCUCAUUGGCCUGGAAGGCACCUCAGGAACCUGGAGCUCCUCAGCCAGCAGCAUCCUCCAUGUGGACCCCAAGACAGGAGUGGCCGUGGCCCAGGACGUGGGACCUGUGACGGUGUACUAUGAGGUUGCCGGACACCUGAGGACCUACAAGGAGGUCGUGGUCAGCAUCCCGAAGAAGAUUGUGGCCCACCAUGUCCAUUCGGCCCAGACCAGCUUCCAAGAGGCCACAGCCUCCCGAGUGACGGUCACCGUGGGAGACAGAAGUUCGAACCUAAGGGGUGAGUGUUCACCCAUGCAGAAGGAAGUCAUCGAAACUCUGCACCCCGAGUCGCUUAUCAGCUGCCAGUUCUGGUUCAAGCAAGACGUCUUCAGUUUCCCAGCACAGGACGUCUUCACUGUCAAGCCAGGGUUUGACGCUGCUCUAGGCCAGUACUUCUGCUCAGUCACCGUGCUCAGACUGACAGACAUGCAGCUGAAGCGCCUGAGCACCAAGACAACAACGCUGGUGGUCACGGCCUCCAUCCCCGGCAGCCACUUCUCUCCAGAGCAGGUCGAGGCAGAGGUGUCCUUCAGCCCCGGGCUCUACACUGACCAGGCUGAAAUCCUUUUGAGCAAUCAGUACACCAGCUCCGAGGUUAAGGUCUUUGGUGCCGUGGAGACCCUGGAGAGCUUGGAGGUGAAGUCUGGGUCCCCAGCCGUGCUGGCCUUCGAGAAGGAGAAAUCUCUGGGGCUGCCCAGCUUUGUCACAUUCAUAGUUGGCAUCUCGGACCCUGCGGCCGGCAGCCAGGGGCCUCUGUCCACAGCCCUGACCUUCUCCAGCCCCGUCACUGACCAGGCCCUCACCAUCCCUGUCACCGUGGCCUUUGUGAUGGACCGCCGUGGGCCUGGCCCCUAUGGCAGCAGCCUCUUUCAGCACUUCCUCGAUUCCUACCAAGUCAUGUUCUUCACGCUCUUUGCCCUGCUGGCUGGGACUGCAGUCAUGAUCAUAGCCUACCACACGGUCUCCACACCCCGGGAGCUUGCUGCACCUCAGGCCCUCACACCCCAAGCCAGCCCGCAGCACAGCCUGCACUGGGACAGGGCCAGCCCAUCUGGUGUGCCCGGACCUCAGGCGGAGCCUAUUGGAGGAGCGAGGGCUCCAGGUCGUCUGGGGACAGUGCAGAGACCUCGGGGUGACUUCCACAAACCCAGGCACCAUCAAACAGAUUUCGCUGCCUCGUCACCCAACCCUUUCAACGACCUGCUUCCCGCUCGCAAAGCCAGUCCUCCCUCGGGGCUCUGGAGCCCAGCCUACGCCUCCCGCUAGAGAGUCCAGAGUCUGGUGCUGAUGGCAGCUCCCCACAGACGCCUUGGUGACAGGGACACCGCUGCCACGUUCGUGCUGGAACAAGGCCCGAAGUCCCAUGCACCUGUGCCAUAGCCACCCUCGCUGCCCCUUUGCUUUCGCAAAGCGGAGUUCUAGUUGCUUAUUAGCUUAUUUGUGUACGUAGGAGUUUUAAGUUUGUUUUUUAUAAUUCCCCUCCGGAGCUGGGUGUGGCGGCACACACUUGUAACUCCAGCACGCAGGAGG
Molecule: messenger RNA, 5996 nt
Organism: Chinchilla lanigera (long-tailed chinchilla)
Lineage: Eukaryota; Metazoa; Chordata; Mammalia; Rodentia; Chinchillidae
Gene: Nup210
Product: nucleoporin 210kDa
Exons: 41
Coding region: 522-5732 (1736 amino acids)
Cellular component (GO): nuclear pore
Source: RefSeq, a predicted model, not a curated record